Messenger RNA from Oppiella nova, 1491 nucleotides. Lineage: Eukaryota; Metazoa; Arthropoda; Arachnida; Sarcoptiformes; Oppiidae. The record is from the annotation of a GenBank genome assembly.
AUUGAGGUCUAACUCGAUAAUUUAGUAAUAAAAAUGGGCUCAACCAUAUACACAAUAAUAUGCCUGAGCACCCUGGUGGCCGGCAUAUGUGGCACCUGUACGUACAAAGUGCGGACAGAGUUCUCCGGUGCCACUCAAGCGGAGUUUGAUAUGACGGGUGAGACCGGCGACUGGACUAUUGAUGUCGUAUUUGACGCUAAAGUCAUACUUCACGUAAUUAUGCAGGGUGGCACCGUAAAAACAUCCGGCCCCGAUGAGCUCGCAUUCACCAUAAGUGGCGACCCAUUAAAAGCCGGCGAAACACAUACCGUUGCCUACGAGGCUCGUUAUGAUGAUAAUCCCGGCGCUAAUCUAAUCAGGCACUUUAACUCGUGUUUAGGACCGGUGUCUACCGUAUGGCCCAUAACUAUCAUUCCCGAUGGAGAGAAAGGCAACUAUAACUACAGCGCCGUUAUUCACGCCUCCCUUCUCUUCUAUGAGGCCCAGAGGUCCGGCAAAUUACCCACAGAUAAGAGGGUUCACUGGAGGGGCGACUCUAUGCUCGACGACGGGAAGGACGUGGGAAAGGACCUGACGGGCGGUUACUUCGAUGCCGGAGAUUUGGUUAAGUUUGGUUUCCCGAUGGCGUACACUAUAACAAUGUUGGCCUGGGGUCUGGUAGACUACGAGGACGCCUACCAAAAGGCCGGGGAGUUAGAGAAUGUGCGCAAUGCUAUCAAAUGGGGGACAGACUACUUCAUAAAAUGCCACACAAGCGAUACUGAAUUCUACGGACAGGUAGGCAAUGGUAAUGAGGAUCACGCCGUGUGGGGUCGACCUGAGGACUGGCCUAAAACCAAAGUCAGGCCCGCGUAUAAGGUUACCGCAGCACAUGGAGGCAGCGAUUUAUUGGGCGAGACAUCGGCAGCACUGGCGGCGGCGUCCAUAGCCUUCGCGAAGUCUGAUCCGACAUAUUCAGCAACACUUCUAACUCACGCCAAGUCUUUGUAUACCUUUGCGGACAAACAUCGGUCCACUUAUACGGCAGAGAUCACAGACGCCGCAAAUUUCUACAAGUCUUGGUCCGGCUUUGGCGAUGAGUUAGCCUGGGCUGCCACGUGGCUGCUCAGGGCUACCAAUGAUACCCAGUAUAAGGCAGAAGUGGACAAACACUUCAAUGAGUUCGGCAAACAAUUGAUGGGACAGCCCACACAGUUUGGAUGGGAUGAUAAGACCGCUGGAGUACAGGUGCUGUUGGCUGAGGUGACCGGCGAUGAAAAGUAUAAGACUUUGGCAAAAACUUUCUGCGAUUGGGUCGUCAAUACGGCACCGAAAUCACCAAAGGGUAUGGUGUACCUGGAUCAAUGGGGCCCACUUAGACACGCUGCUAACGCGGCAUUUAUAUGCAUUCAGGCGGCAAAAGUGGGCGUCAAUCCGGAGGCCUACAAAAAGUUUAGCGAAAGUCAAAUCGGAUACAUAUUAGGCGAUACGGGCAGGAGUUUUGUGGUGGGC